Conger conger (European conger) is the source of this 1364-nucleotide messenger RNA. RefSeq names its product synapse differentiation-inducing gene protein 1-like. The record is from RefSeq and is a predicted model, not a curated record. Bases 527 to 1246 code for a protein of 239 amino acids. The transcript has 4 exons. Gene Ontology annotation, cellular component: intracellular membrane-bounded organelle; membrane. NCBI's taxonomy places the organism in Eukaryota, Metazoa, Chordata, Actinopteri, Anguilliformes, Congridae.
CGGUCAGUUCAUAGUGGAGUAUUGAUCAUACAGAAAUAGCAUUUACAGCCUCGAAAGAAGACAAAGAUGAAAGUCAUUGACCAUUUUGCCAGUAUGUCAUAGAUUUCGACCGAGGAUCGUUCUGAAGACCAAGAAGAAUUCUGCUCUAAAAUUGAGAAAUGUUUUUUAAAGAUUACCCGGAGAAUGAAUGUGGACGCACAUUUUCACGAUGGUUACAGUUUUGACAGUAUAUUGCAUCUGAGGACAACUGCAUGAAACAACCUACUGUCAAAGGAAUCUUGAUUUAGCUGUCUUGUAAAUCUCUCGAUAAUUUAGGUGUACGAACACUUAAGAAAGAACUGAAUCCGUAACAUCAAUCCUUUUUCUCAGCAUGCUUUAAAAUUACACGGGGAUGACGGUCAGGCAAACAGCAUUUGGAUUCUCUGGAAAUAAUAGCUCUCAGCUCGGUGACCAGUGUUAGCAGCUGUUGUCUCCAGUCUCAGUGUCCCUACUCCCCAUCGCUGGACGUCCUGCCCGGACCCUCACCAUGGAGAGCCUGAGCGAGCUGCAGAACCCGCUCUUGGACAAGAACAGCAAGCACGUCGUGAAGGGCGACUACGGCUACAAGGGCGACUUCCCCAACAACCAGUACCAGGAGAACAUUAUCAACUACUUUGUGACGGGGGGUGGGGGCAAGGCCAAAGCCCACCAGCUGCUGGACGCUACCUCUCUGCACCUGGCCGUGGAGGCCUUCUACAAACCCAACUUCAUCCUCUAUAAGGACGACGUCAGCGUCAAAGGCAAGGAUUACAAAAGCGAGUGUUGUGAGACCACGUUCACGGAGAACAAGGAGGCCACAUCCGAGUGCGGCACCACCGAAGACCCCCAAGCCAAGCUACUGGGGGAGAACGACGUGAAGAUCCAGACCGUGUCCUACGAGGUGGAGGAGGAGGAGUACCACGAAUAUGAGAGUGACUGUUCCAGUGACAGCGAGAGCGAGGACAACUUUAUCAUGGUCCCCCCACGAGACCACCUGGGCCUGGCUAUCUUCUCCAUGCUCUGCUGUUUUUGGCCCCUGGGCAUCGCCGCCUUCUACUUCUCUCAAGGGACGAGCAAAGCCAUCGCCAAAGGAGACUUCCCCCUAGCAAGCACCGCAUCGCGCAGGGCUCUGUUCCUCGCCGCCCUGUCCAUAACCAUUGGGACGGGAGUGUACGUGGGUGUGGUGGUGGCCCUCAUUGCCUACCUGUCCAAAUCUGGACACGUAUAGCAGAACGAAGGGCCUCGGCAGGGCGAUACCCCCUUGGCACUGUCUGAAUGGCCCUCCUCCCCAUCUCUGCUUGUCCAGUCGGCUUAGGGGGAGGAGGAGAGGGAGAGGGAAAUGGAGG